UAUAAAUUAUAAAUAUAGUUAUUGAUAUAAACUAGAUUUUUUUAAUGAUCUGAUAGUAUUAAACGAGUAUGGCUUACUUUUUGGGCCAAAACGUUGUUAAUUAUGUGUGUGGGUGUGGAAUUUUAAAACCUAUCACCAAGAUAUACUUUUGUAGGCACUGUUUGAAAAUUAGGUGCGGAUUUUGUGUCUACCAUGAGGUGGAUUCCUAUUACUGUGUAAACUGUCUGGAGAAUAUUCCCUCCUCAGAAGCUCGUCUCCGAAAGCACAAAUGUGGAAACUGUUUCAACUGUCCUUGUUGCUUCCAUACGUUAGCCACGAGGGCUACAAAUGUUGCCCUGCCGGUGAAAGCUGACGAUGAACGAAAAGAUGCCAAACCCAUUACCAGGAAGAUGUACUAUUUUGCUUGCUUUUCUUGUCGGUGGACUUCUAGGGAUGUUGGGAUACCUGACCAAACCGUUGCUAGUGGAGCGUGGCCGGAUAGAGAAAAUGUGCACUCAAAUAGAAUCGUGGCUCUACAAGAAUAUUUCACAACGCUUGUGAUAAAAGAUAAAAUAGCAAAGCAAGAGAUGCUGAAGAAAAAGCACAACGCAAGAAGCAAAUUCACCACUUUAACAGAUAAAACCGGUUUAACAGCAGCUAUUAUUCGCAAGCAAGUCGGCCUACCUUCCGAUAUAUCCAUACCGAGCAGUGCUUUUCAUUCAAGUAAUAAACCAACAAUUGUUCCUGCUGUCGCUUCAGAAGACGUUGAUGAUCUUCCUGAUGAUAUAUUUACAACUCCACUGAAUUUGAUGGAAGUUACUACUGUAGAGCAAAGACUGUUUCAACCGGAUAAUCAAGCAGCAAGUGUCACCGGACUGUUUCCACAACAUAAACUAUUAUCAAUCAAACAGUCUUUAAGGUGUCGUCAAUGCGAGCAUAAUGUUAUCAAACCAGAGUACAAUCCGAGUUCUAUCAAGUUUAAAAUCAAUCUGUUGGCAUGUUAUCACGUACCAGAGUUGCGCCUGAUUUCAUGCGAAGUCCUAAAACCUGGACAAAGUUCUAAAAUUAUCCUGAAGUUGACGAAUCCAACUCAUAAUGAAAUGUUGAUCAGCUUUCUAUCUGUUGAUUUCGAAUGUCCGGAACCAGGAACCAAGAGUGACAAAAAAUCUGGAGCGGAAGAGAGUUCGUUAAUAUUGGGUCGUCAAUUGAGUGUUUCCAUCCCCGAAGAACCAAGGGAAUUCAAGAACAUAUCAAAUAGCACCAUUGAUUUGCCACAAGAGUCAAUUACUUUACCGGCACGAGAUGAUUCUGCAGAAUACGAUGAUGAUGCUGUUAUUGAACGUGGGGACGAUCCAGGAUUUAUAAUUUGGCGCAAACAUAACAAACUAAGUUUGAAGUUCUUCACGACUCCAAAUGCAGAUUUGAAAUCCGGGGAUGAAGUAAUCAUCGGCCUGACUCUGAAAUACACGUAUGUCAAUACAGUUUUUCCGGAAAAAAUGAAACAUGAACUUUUUGCAAAGGUAUUUGUUACUGCAGGAAAAAUACAAUAAUACAAAGAUAAUAAUAAUAU
Messenger RNA from Ctenocephalides felis (cat flea), 1549 nucleotides. RefSeq names its product dynactin subunit 4-like. The coding region runs from base 69 to 1529 and encodes 486 amino acids. The transcript is spliced from 8 exons. Gene Ontology annotation, cellular component: dynactin complex. NCBI's taxonomy places the organism in Eukaryota, Metazoa, Arthropoda, Insecta, Siphonaptera, Pulicidae. The record is from RefSeq and is a predicted model, not a curated record.